CGCCGCCUUUGAACAAAAUAAUCCCUUCAUUUUUCUGAAGGUAUAGGGAAUAAUAUUUGAUUUCUCUCCUCACUGGAACAGUCUUAAAUGCUGCAAUAAGGGAAGUUACCUAUGGGAAGCUGGUUAAGCGAUUAGCUAAAGGGAAGGAAAGGACAUCAAAAUAAAGCAGUGCGGAGGAAUUUUUGUCAAGCUGUGAGACGACGGAGUGAGAAGCGUGAAGGCGAUUGAGAGGGGCUCAGGGAAUUGUCCUCUGUGCCAGGGACUUUCUUUAGGCCCCAGGCCCCGCCUGUCCCUAUCUUCAGCAGUGUUGCUUCACAGCUGCAAGUUUGAGCUGAAGAAAGCAGUGUCAAACGUAGGAAAAUAGAGGAACCUUGUAAGGACCCUUGCCCUAGAACUGUUAACUAGGAAGUUUUUGUUUGGGUCCUCUUUCUCAUAUAUAGACUUCCUCAGACUCCAGACUUGAAUCAUUUUGUUUUGGAGGUAGAAAGGAAUCCUGUCUGCCUCCUUGAUAUGAAUCUGGAUUCCAAACAUAGAGAUGGAAACCUUGAUGACUAGUUCCACCCUGCCUCCCCUUUUUGCAGAUGAAGAUGGCUCCAAGGAGAGUAAUGAUCUGGCUACAACUGGGUUAACCCAUCCAGAAGUUCCAUAUGGUAGUGGAGCCACAUCAUCCACUAACAAUCCAGAAUUUGUAGAGGAUCUCUCUCAAGGUCAGUUGCUUCAGAAUGAGUCUUCAAAUACAGCAGAAGGCAAUGAACAAAGGCACGAAGAUGAGCAAAGAAGUAAACGAGGAGGUUGGUCCAAAGGAAGAAAAAGGAAGAAACCUCUUCGAGACAGCAAUGCACCCAAAUCCCCCCUCACAGGAUAUGUCCGGUUCAUGAACGAGCGUCGAGAACAGCUUCGAGCAAAAAGACCAGAAGUCCCGUUUCCAGAAAUUACAAGGAUGUUAGGCAAUGAAUGGAGUAAACUUCCUCCUGAGGAAAAACAGCGCUACCUUGAUGAAGCAGACAGAGAUAAGGAGCGUUACAUGAAGGAACUGGAGCAGUAUCAGAAGACUGAGGCCUACAAGGUCUUCAGUAGGAAAACACAGGACCGUCAGAAAGGCAAAUCUCAUAGGCAAGAUGCAGCCCGACAGGCUACUCAUGAUCAUGAGAAAGAAGCAGAGGUAAAGGAACGGUCUGUUUUUGACAUCCCUAUAUUUACAGAGGAAUUCCUGAACCACAGCAAAGCUCGGGAGGCAGAGCUCCGUCAGCUUCGAAAAUCCAACAUGGAGUUUGAGGAGAGGAACGCAGCCCUGCAAAAGCACGUGGAGAGCAUGCGCACAGCGGUGGAGAAGCUGGAGGUGGACGUGAUCCAGGAGCGCAGCCGCAACACCGUCUUACAGCAGCACCUGGAGACCCUGCGGCAGGUGUUGACCAGCAGCUUUGCCAGCAUGCCCUUGCCUGGAAGUGGAGAGACACCUACAGUGGACACUAUCGACUCAUAUAUGAACAGACUGCACAGUAUUAUCUUAGCUAAUCCCCAAGACAAUGAAAACUUCAUAGCUACAGUUCGAGAAGUUGUGAACAGGCUUGAUCGUUAGGGAAUGGUCUCAGAGCUCCAAGAUGUUGUGUAAGUGGUUUUACUUGUUUGGAAUGAGAAGCCAUCCAUGGAAAUUUGAAUUGAGUGGAGGCAGAGAGGGAGUACAGAUUCCUCUGCUUAUGAAAGAACUGUCAUUUUUGAGUUAAAUGCCUUCACCUCAGGAAGCCAUAUGAGGGAGCAGCAAAAGGAACACGUAUGUGAACUUCCUAUGGAAUAGUCCUUGUGAAGCCUUGAAAGUGUACAGCCACUCUCCCAAGCCUUCAAUUUCCCUCAUCUCCAUUUCUGUUCAAGUGGGUCUGCAUAUAUUCCACUGACUACGCGCCCCUGAGACUGACAUCUUCUGCAGCAGAAGGGAAGCCUUCUCAUUGUUCUCCUUCGGAUCGGACCCUUUCAUCCGUGGCUCUGUGGUUGUGUCAGUGGUUUUCCUACCUAGCUGUCCCUUUUUUUUUAAUGCCUUUGGGGUUAUUUUUUUAUUCCCUUCACCCCCACCAAGUUAGAAGGCUGCGUUUUGUGACCUCUGGGCUUUGUUGCUCAGCAGGGUUCUGAAGGCGAGUUUCUCUCAUUGGACAGGCCCAAUCCUCUCCCAUCACUGUCCUGCUGUGACUCCAAAGAAAGGAGCUUCUUGUUGACAGUGUCCUGUGGAGCAAGGCUGUGUUUCCUACCUCACACAGCGCUCAGUGGGUGCCAGCCCUCUUCGAGGCUUUGUGAUUGCUGCCCUGAAGGAGAAUGCUCUUUCCUUCCUCCUUGGUGCUGCCUGCUGUUCUCUAAGCAUUGCUCCUGCACGUACCCUGUGUCCCAGCCCCAGCAAGGCUCUUCUGUUCCCAUCUGUUGGCAAUGACUUGUGAAGCGUUUUUGCUGAGGAAAAGGUCAUUGGUAAACAGGAGAGAACAGGGAAAGUAGGUUCUCAUGUGGUCUUGGAAAAAACCCUGAAGUUUAUCAUAAGUGAAAGCAGAGGGAAUCCCUUUCUGCUUAAGGCAGACCGAUUCAUGGAUAUGCCAAGUGGAAGUGUCCUUCAGAGUAGCUGACAGCAAAGGGCACGAGGAGUUCUCAUGUCCUCCAUCUUCCUUCUGUCAUCGUAACUGCAGAGCCUGUGUCAAAGGGACGGGCUUCCCUUCCUUCUCCCCACUUAGUAAGUGACAUUUUUUUACCACCAAAAGGGAAGAGGGGUUUCUGAUUCCCACCUCAGGGUUUGGUUGUGUUGUGUUGUGUUCUGAUGUUCUGGAGCAGAAGGCUGACGGUUGCAGCUGAGAUCUUUGGAACCAAAGCAGAGCUUGCUGAGCCCACAGUCUAGGCACCACGCCACUCAAGCAGGUGGACGUGUAACCCUGUCACAGUAUGCUCACGGGCCAGAGUGCAAGCCAGAAACCCCCAGCGUGUUACUGCACCAUCCUGUCUUCUCAGCAUCUCCUUCCCUGAUUUCUUCCCUACCCCAAAGAAAAUAAAACAACAACAAAAAAACAACCUUUUAAAAAAUUCUUACAUGAACACGCAUCAGAUUUCCAUGUACUGAAGCCCAUAUACCACUACUUGGCAAUGUUUUAGAAUAAGAGCCGAUCAUUGUCUAUUGCUGUAAACCUAGCCAACUCACCUGCUUUUCUGUAUCGUCCUGUUUUUCUGUAUCAUUCCUGUCACUUCUCUCAGACUCCUUUGCUAAAACUCACCGUCUAUGGCAGAAGGACAGCCACUCCAUUUCUGGAAGUCUGCAUCUGCCUUCUGCCAAAUUCUUUCUCUCCGUUCUUGGUUCCUCCUAAUAUUUCUCUCGGUUUCUCCUUUGUGUUAGUUUUGGGCAGCAUCGUUAACAAUGCUGUGGACCAGAAAAGGCUGUAACUUGGUCCAAAAAUCAUCAUUCUCCUGACCUUGAGGUAGGAUACCUGACACUGGAGACACCUGCAUAUUCAGACAUGCUCGAGAUCCUGAGAAACCUCCAGUCUGAAGUCACUUUUCCAAGGUAACAGCCCAGUUUUGACACACCGGCCCCGCCUAGUAGCAACACACCGGACUCACUAGCGGCUGGGAUUCAGCUGCCGCAAAACUAUCAGGUUCUGGGAAGCAGGUGUGCGUUGCCCCUGUCUCCUAGCCAGGAGGUAGAAGAGAGGUCCCAGGCUAACAGGAUACCUGAUUCACUUUCCCACUAAACUUGUAGAUAUUACAAUUACGUGUUCUUCCCAAGGAAAAAAGUUGUUGCCUAUUCAGUGUUACAGAUCUUUCUUUUUAGUAAAACAUAAGGAGCAGCUGAGGAAAGUGAGACAAAGUGUUUUAUUUCCGACCAAAUAAAAUUUUAGGAAAAAAAUUGUGUACAUGUGUUUGGAACUGUUGAAAUGCCAAGUUUUCUGUACAAGUGUUUUUGUAAUUAAACUUUUAGAUUUUCUUUGUUUUCUAAGAUGUCGAUACGCUUGCUUGACAUGUGCCUCAUUAAAACUUUUCUAUGUUGAA
Molecule: messenger RNA, 4011 nt
Organism: Phacochoerus africanus (Common warthog)
Lineage: Eukaryota; Metazoa; Chordata; Mammalia; Artiodactyla; Suidae
Gene: HMG20A
Product: high mobility group 20A
Exons: 11
Coding region: 536-1579 (347 amino acids)
Biological process (GO): regulation of gene expression
Cellular component (GO): nucleus
Source: RefSeq, a predicted model, not a curated record